Messenger RNA from Hymenoscyphus albidus, 1363 nucleotides. Lineage: Eukaryota; Fungi; Ascomycota; Leotiomycetes; Helotiales; Helotiaceae. The record is from the annotation of a GenBank genome assembly.
AUGCCUCCAGGAAAGCCGGACUCACGGGUGUAAGUAAAUACGAAUAGGAUGGGAAAUUGCAGUCUAACUUGCAUAGAAAACUUCAUCAGGAAGUAUUGAAAUCACAUAUCGAGCUUCCAGCGCCAUCCAGUGGAGCAUGUGUCGUUGCGAUUCAUGAUGACCCUUGUCGGUAUCCUAUCAGGCUCGACAAACUUCUGGUUCUGAUUAUCGAGGAGGUAAGCAGAUAAAUCGAUAUGGGUGGAUCCUUCGGAGCUCACGCAUUAACAUUUCCUUCCAGGACUGUACUGUGGAGGAUUUGCAAGAACACGUCUUCGAAAAAACUGGUCGACGCCACAUAUUCAGAGAUGGUAGAGAUUACCUCAUGCAGAAGAAGAUCAUUAAGGCUGUUGAUUACUUCAACGAUGGCAUCAUUUCCCUUCAGGCAUUCAAAUACCAUCCUAAAUUGAGACCAAGUAACAUGAUUUGUCCAACCAUUUCCAAUGGAGAGGUAUGUAAAUCACUCACUAUAUCCUUUUGCCGAGAUGCUUACCAGUUGAUCCUUGCUCGUCUCCCUCCCACUUAAUCAAGAAGAAAAGGACGAGAUCUUCUUUGUAGGACCUAUUUUUUAGAUUUACUAUUCGGUCGCUGAUUAUCUCCAGAGCAGAGCGAGCCUCUCCGAAUGCAUGGACAGGCUUCAAGAGAAGUAUCCUGAUGACCGUUUCGAGGCAUUCAAAAGUCAAGGAGCACGCUUUUUCCAAUGCCACGAUUGCUUGACGAAAGUUUUCCGCCCCAGUAUUCCAGUCCAGGCUAUGGAAAGGCACCUUGAGGACAACGAUCACCAGAUUCUUGUUGAAGCACGUCUUAUCAGGGAGAGUGCAGCUCCUGGAGUUACUAAACACAAACGCAUGGUUCAUCCACCCUUUCCUGGUUACCUCUUCACAUGCUAACCCACCCCACUAGCUGGUCUUCGAGCCUUCGUUCCAAGAACUCCUCGCCCAACUUUACGAAGCAUAUCCCGAAGAUCUUAUCCUCCCGGGCUGGGAGUUGGAAUUCGAGUGUACUUCUGAUUGUAGCCAUGACCAUACAAAAACGGUUAUGUCGCCGAGCUGUCUGCGCAUCUCUUGUCUUGAAUGUCCCAGAUCAGCUGAUGGCGAUUUAAAGGAAUGGGAUCUAUCCGAUAUGGAGGAAUACCGAAGUAAUCCAAGUGACAAGGAAUGGAGAAAGUUCCUUAGGCAUCUGGACACUGCUCGGCAUAGACAAUAUGUUAAUAAGAGGUUGGAUAGAAUUACCGAGCUUGGUCGCUAGAUGCGGGAUUUUCUAACGAGUACUUAUUCCUAGAAUAAAGCAAAGAAUGAAAUUCUUAUUUUACUUGUUGGCUUCGGAG